Messenger RNA from Penicillium maclennaniae, 612 nucleotides. Its product is annotated as glutathione S-transferase. Gene Ontology annotation, molecular function: glutathione transferase activity. Gene Ontology annotation, biological process: glutathione metabolic process. The record is from RefSeq and is a predicted model, not a curated record. The transcript has 5 exons. Lineage: Eukaryota; Fungi; Ascomycota; Eurotiomycetes; Eurotiales; Aspergillaceae. Bases 1 to 612 code for a protein of 203 amino acids.
AUGGCUGCACAGAAGUCGGUGGUUUUCCACUACCUGGACAUUGGCAGGCUGGGUCGGGGAGAAGUUGUCAAUCUUUUCCUCAAAGACGCUGGCAUUGACUACAAAGAGAUUCGCUAUCCGUACGACGAUACCUGGGCUCAAAAGAGCAAGACGCUCCAGGAUCAGGGUAUCACAAGGACGGGGAAGUUGCCCGCGGUCGAGUAUCAGGGGUUGAUCCUUACGCAGCACAUCCCGACCUUGCGUUACUUUGCUCGAGACCUCGGUUCUUAUGAUGGAGAGACCAACCAAGAGAAAUACGUGGUGGACUCUGUCUCUGAUAUCUACGUCGAUUGGCGAUCUCAAUGGGUAGCGAAUCUGCGCACCAAGACGGAUAAGUACAAGGAUGAGGUUGUGCCCGAGUACCAUCGCCUCUUGGACCAGUACUAUAGCGAAAACAGCGGCCCCUACCUCUUGGGUGACAAGAUCACUUACGCGGAUUUUGUGGUUUACCAAUCCAUCGAUAAUGAUGAGAGAACUGGAACUCUGCCGUCCCUUCGCAAGCUUUGUGAGGCUAUUGAGAAGCGACCCAAUAUUUCUGAAUAUCUUCGAAAAAAUCGUCCGAAGAAAGACUAA